Bacillus rossius redtenbacheri is the source of this 1031-nucleotide messenger RNA. RefSeq names its product exosome complex component MTR3-like. The transcript is spliced from 4 exons. Gene Ontology annotation, biological process: rRNA catabolic process; nuclear mRNA surveillance; U4 snRNA 3'-end processing. Bases 96 to 959 code for a protein of 287 amino acids. NCBI's taxonomy places the organism in Eukaryota, Metazoa, Arthropoda, Insecta, Phasmatodea, Bacillidae. Gene Ontology annotation, cellular component: nuclear exosome (RNase complex); cytoplasmic exosome (RNase complex); nucleolus. The record is from RefSeq and is a predicted model, not a curated record.
UUUUGGUGUUGUCAGUUCUAUGGCUAUAUUUUAAAGAUUGUUUAUAUUUUGAAGACGACCUGUAUAUUAUUAUAGGCUUUAUACUUAUACGUACAAUGCCUGUUGAUUACAAACGUGUUCAAGGCCCUGAGAGUUCAUCUUCUUAUUUAUUGUAUGUCAAGAAAAGUAAACAGUCAUAUACUGAUUUAAUUUCUAAGACGGUCAGCGGCGAUAGGCGUAAAGACGGAAGAAAAUGCAAUGAACCUCGUCGAAUUUACCUGAAGACGGGCGCGGUGACCCAGGCGAAGGGCUCCGCGUACCUCGAGCUGAACAAGACGAAGGUGAUCUGCUCGGUGUUCGACCCGCGGGAGAUCCCCCGCCGGUCGGACUACAGCAUCAACGGGGAGCUGUACUGCGAGCUCAAGUUCGCCCCGUUCUCGUGCGAGGCGCGCCGGGGCCACCAGCCGGACGCGGAGGAGAAGGAGUUCAGCCUGAACCUGAAGCGAGCCCUGGAGCCCGCCGUCUGCAGGCACGAGUUCCCCAACUUCCAAGUGGACGUGUACGCGUACGUGCUGGAGAACGACGGGUCGGCGCUGGCGGCGGCCAUCACGUGCGCCGGCCUGGCGCUGGCCGACGCGAGCGUGCCCAUGUACGACCUGGUGACCGCCUCCACCGUGGGGAUCCACGGAGACCUGCUACUACUGGACCCCACCAGCGAGGAGGAGGCACUGUGCAACACAGCACCCCCUCCCGGCGCGGCGUCCCAGAACCACGGCCUCGUCACGGCCGCCUACUCCCCCGUGCACCACCAGGUCUCGGAGUUCGUGCAGCGCGGCGCGAUGGACCCGGACUGCGUGGGGGCGUCCAUCCAGACGCUCACCGCGGCCUGCCGGGCCGUCUACCCCCUGAUCCAGCAGUGCCUCGUCGACAACGUCACCAAGGCUUUCAGCGAGAAGACCGGCGAACCCGCGGACACCUGAGGAACUACCUGAGCUUCUCUGUGUUCAACUGUUUUUCCCCAAAUAAAUCUAUGUCUACUGACUCUUUUCUUA